AUGCACGAGCUCAACCUCUAUGGCCAGGUCACUUUUGCCCGCUAUGAGCAGGUCCUGAACAUACUCGCCGGCGUUGCUGCUAUGCAGCCCCAGCGCAUCUACGAGCGGCACAUCAUCUACAAGCCAUUGCGUGAGCCUGAGGAGCCCGGCUCCAACUUGGGCCGCCGUGGAGGCACCCAGACCGUCGCCCAGAAACAGGCAAAGCAGGCUGCCCCCGUCGUUCUGUACCACACCCAGCUGGUCCAGAAGUUGACGGAAGAUGAUUUUGCUCUUCAAGAAAGCACACUGCCAGAGAGCGCCACGUCGCUGUCUGCAGACGUAGAGGAUGGGGACGAGCCCGUGUGGUCGUUUGUCUUCAAGGACAUACCAGAUACUGGCGACAGAGGCGUCUCCAUCCGCUUCACCCACACCACUGACUUGUUAUCUGGCGACCCUCAUGCCUAUAUGCUCGCCUCUGGGCCAAACCAGUUCGUCACCGAGUAUUACGUCCAAGGAUACCGUUUCGUCCACGGCAACGUCAUCAUAUUCCUGCACCGCAUCCUCCACGAGCCCGGCGCUCGCAGCAUCCAAAAGGCCCCCAAAUCCACACUCCCUGCCUGGACUGGGCUCCAUCUCUUAGACCCGAGCGGCGCCUACGUACUCAAUGCCACUGUCCAGAUUGAGGACUUUAACAACGCCGCCGUGCUAGAGGCAGGUGUCAACGAGCUCAAGAGGUUUCAGACACAGAUGAAGGGUUGCGUUAACUUGUUCUUGCCCGAUCGUCUUUCUCAAGACCCUCGCGUCAAGUACAAGCCUCCUCCACCUCCUGCCACCCAAGCACGACCACGUUGA
Molecule: messenger RNA, 831 nt
Organism: Bipolaris oryzae ATCC 44560
Lineage: Eukaryota; Fungi; Ascomycota; Dothideomycetes; Pleosporales; Pleosporaceae
Exons: 2
Coding region: 1-831 (276 amino acids)
Biological process (GO): termination of RNA polymerase II transcription; regulation of transcription by RNA polymerase II
Cellular component (GO): mediator complex; core mediator complex
Molecular function (GO): transcription coregulator activity
Source: RefSeq, a predicted model, not a curated record